AUGGCCACGGCCAUUUCCCAACCCACUUCCCAUCCCCCGAAGAUGAAGCGACCGCCCCCGCCUUUUGUCCAGACCGGGGUCAAUGGAGUCAAGGCUCAGCAAUCCUCAUCCUCCCCGCAAUCCGCGUCGAAGCGUCUCCCGGGCGCCGGCCAAACUUCUUCGGCUACCUCGAUGGCUGGAACCACCGCAAAUGGCAUCAAUGGCACGACAGAUGCGAAGGGUCCCCUGAAUCGUCCGAAGAGGGAUGCGCCGAAGCCAGGGGAGGCUGCUGGCCGGUUACAAAAGCUGCAGUCGCGGACCACGUCCACGGAUUUGGGCCAGCGCUCCAGCAAACAAUGCGCCGAACCCUAUGUGAAAACGACAAAUUACAUCCUCAAGAAGUACUCCAAAUGUCCUCCAUCGCUUGUCCUCCACCUUCACCCCACACAUUUCCGCUUCGAACAACAAGAUGGGAGUUUUCCGUAUAACUCCGAAAUGAAGGUUGUCAUCGAACAUCUUCGCGCCGGCACUGUGCCUCACGAGAUAAUAGAAGAGCUCCUGCGCGCCAACAUCCGGUUCUAUGAAGGCUGUCUCAUCGUACGGGUGAUUGACCACAAGUCUGUGUCCGCGCAGGCGCGAAAGACGACAGCACAUUCAUCCAAUGAAAACAACACCCCCUUCUCGAUCCACAACUAUAACGAACACAUAACACCAUCUGCCUAUGUCCCGUAUCCUAAACAGAAUCAGUUAACCUCCGAGAAAGACGACACGAAUGCUACAGCUGGGAAUCAGGCGGAUGCUCCGAACAGCGAGCAAUCCGCCGGCGCCAAGGAUCAAGGCGAUUCUGGAUCCUCUCAACAGAAGGAAGCUCCUUCAAAACCGCGGGUUUUCACGACUGUCCUCCAUCCUACUCCCCGUUCACUGCAAGCGGAACUCACGUUGCUUGCAACCACCCCUGCGAGAACAUCACCUGCAAACUCGACAACUCGUACACAGGGUGCUUCCAUGGCCCCUCCGUCGCCUGGGGGCUCUAACACUCAACUCGAACGAGGCCAUGUUGCCAAGAAGCAGAAAAUGAUGGUUGAACCCGCGGAUUUGCCUGAAUGUGAAUCACGACUGACGCGAGCCCUCGCACCACCUCUCUUCCUGGAUCCGGUCGACAGCUUCGAUGCUGCACAAGACCUUCUCAGGCACCUGGAAAGCCCUCUUCAUAUGGAUCCUCCACCGUCGCCGAAGAGAAGGAAGCGCACGGUGGCAGAACUUGCUGCCGACGAAGCGUUGGCCGCCGAAGAGGAGCGGUUCAUGCUUAUUAUGGACGAACGACUCGAGCCAAACGGGCCUGGAGGCGCUGGAGGGCCUAAGGCCGCAGCAGUGGACGAUACUGGUGGAGGUGCUCCCUUCGAGCCUCGUUUCUCGAGAUUCAAGACCCUCGAAAACAUUCGAAUGCAACAUGAAGAGAAGGCCAAACGAGAACAUGAGAUCAAGCUCAAACAGGAGCUGGCCAAGAGGCAGCAACAGGAGCAGGAGAGAGAAAGACGCCGGGCCCUGGAACAGCGACAGGCAGAAGAGCACGCCAAGGAUGAAGCACGAAGGCAGCACCUUGCUGCGCAGCAGCAAGCCCAAGCCCAAUUGGCGGCGCAACAACAGAAUAGGCAUGUCAUGGCCCAGGCGAAUGGAGUCAGUCAGGCACCCCAGUCAUCGCCUGUGGUCCGCAAUCAGACCCCGCAUAAUACCUCGUCUCCCCUGGUCGGCAAUGCUAUGGGAACACAAGCCGGUGUUCCCAUGAGCAUGACGUCUUCUAUGCAGGGUGCUGGAAGCCCUCAGAGGCCUCCAUCAGCGCUACAGCACGCCCACCCCAACCUUAUGAGCCACCCGAUGGCGGCAUCACGAAGCCAACAAGGCCCGAGCCGUCAUGGAACGCCGCAGAUGACCCAGGGAACGCCCGCGAUGUCUCAUGCCACGCCAAUAAUGCGCAACGUGACUCCCACCCAACGUAUGAGCCACGCCAGCCCAGGUCGGUCAACGAUGGCUCCUACACCGGUGAUGAAUCAAGCUAUGAUGGGAACUCCACAGAUGGCUGGCGGCAUGGGCCUCACCCCUCAGCAGCAACAACAGAUGUUGAUGCAGCAAAGACAGCAACUCCUGGCGCAGCAAGGACAUCUCGGCCAUGGCCAGCUUACUCCGCAACAGUACGCUCAGUUGCAAGCGAAUGCUCAUGCACAGCAGAAUAUCCAGUCGCACCCACAGCACAUGAUGCAAGCGCAACAGCAGAACCAGCAACAGCCAAAGAUACCGAAUCAACAGGCCUAUCAAAGCCAGAUGAUGCGUGCGCAGCUCGCGCAGUUGCAGAUGGUCCAGCAACAACAACAACAACAGCAGCAGCAGCAGCAGCAGCAGCAACAGCAACAGCAACAGUCCCAGGGCCAGCAGGCUCAUGUACACCAGGGCAGUCCGCAGAUGAACCCCCAACAGCAGAUGAUGAUGGCAGCCGCCCAAGCCAACAGCGGACAUCCACCGCAGAACAUGCAGGGAGUAAGCAUGGCACAAGGUGCUAUGGCGCAGCGCUACAAUAACAUGUACCAACAGCGCUUGCUACGACUGAGGCAAGAAAUGGCGUCCAAGUUGAUGCCCCAGUACGGGCCGCCGGGGCAGUACCCACCGCACCUUUUGCAGCAAUACCAUGCUGGGCUCGAACGGAACGCUAAGGCCUGGGUGAGCGAUAUUAUCCGCCGAGAACGUGAGGCCGCACAGCAACAACGAGCGAACCAGGUCGCUGCCGUACAAGCGCAAGUCUUACAGCAGCAACAGCAGCAGAACAUGAUGCAGAACGGCAUGGGCAAAUGA
Aspergillus terreus NIH2624 is the source of this 2823-nucleotide messenger RNA. RefSeq lists its product as uncharacterized. Gene Ontology annotation, biological process: regulation of transcription by RNA polymerase II. Gene Ontology annotation, molecular function: transcription coregulator activity. The transcript is spliced from 3 exons. The coding region runs from base 1 to 2823 and encodes 940 amino acids. Lineage: Eukaryota; Fungi; Ascomycota; Eurotiomycetes; Eurotiales; Aspergillaceae. The record is from RefSeq and is a predicted model, not a curated record. Gene Ontology annotation, cellular component: SAGA complex.